AUGGAGAAAGAGGGACUCUUUAUGAUGAACUCUUUCUUCCAGAAGCGGCCCCACAGGAAGUGGACCUGGUCGAGCCCCGACGGUACGACAAAAAAUGAGAUUGACUUCAUUAUGACGACCACACGCCAACUGUUCAGUGAUGUCUCAGUGAUCGCAAGUGUGAAAACUGGCAGCGAUCACCGAAUGGUUAGAGGCACAGUGAACCUAAACGUUAAGUUGGAGAUGUCUUGUCUAAUGAAGUCAACGCUCCUUCCCCCUCGUGCUCUAAUCCAGAAUCCCGAAACCUUUCAGCUCGAUUUACGUAAUCGUUUUCAGUGCCUAGAAGAUUGCAAUGCAAUGGACGAUAUGAAUGACAAGCUCGUGGAAACUGUCCAUGUGGUCGGAACUAAGUUCUGCAAGACCCGCCGCAGAAGAACACAAAAACUCUCCGAUCACACUCUUAAUCUCAUGGCUGUUAGACGGGAGAUGAGGCUGCAAUCGUCAACAGAUUUGACAGCAUACAGGCAACUAACUGAACAGACAGAUCUCCGAAUAUAUAGGGCGAGACUUACACAACUUUAA
Messenger RNA from Parnassius apollo (apollo), 561 nucleotides. The record is from the annotation of a GenBank genome assembly. Lineage: Eukaryota; Metazoa; Arthropoda; Insecta; Lepidoptera; Papilionidae.